AUUGAGAUAGGCUCUCAGACAUGCUGUGAAAGUCGAACGUUAAGUUUUGUGUAAAAUGUCCAAACAAAAUUACGUGUGAAAUUCGUAUUCCCAAAAUUGAGUUCGUUACGCGCAUUCCACACAACACAUAGACUUCAAAUUGACCAACACACAGUCCGCCACAAAACGAAUCGCGUUAUCGAAUUUUGUUGCCAUUCUUUUUGGAGAGAAAAUGUCACAACAGCAGCCGGAGGAAGUGCAGCAGCAGCAGCAGCAGCUAGGUACGCAGCUCUCCGAGGCAACGGCUCUGCGGCUAUUGAACAUGGUUGUGGCCAGCACAUCUAUACCGAGGCUACAAACACAUGCAGAAACCGAAACCGAGAUGCUAAGCGAAACAGCAACAGCUGCCUGUGAUAGCAUCACAUUGCCAACCAGCAGUGGAACAGGGCAAGCGUCACAGGAGAGCGUGCAUUCGGCCAAUGAGUUUGGCAACUCGUGUCGCAUCUGUCGCUGGAAUCGCGUCGAUAUGGAGAUAAUCAACUGUCCCUGCAAGUGCAAAGGCAGUGUGGGUUACAUACAUAUGACGUGCUUGAAGAGGUGGAUAAUGCAACGGCGCGAUAAUCGCUGCGAAAUCUGCCAUGCACCAUUCAACAUCACCACGGAACGAGCGAGCGUGAAGCAAAUGGUGCGCGCCUUUUGCUGCGGGCGCUGCUGUGGCAUGAUUGUGAAACAUAUGCUGUUCAGUGCGUCGCUAAUGCCCCUUGCCCAUGUCAUACUGCAGCAGGUUUUGCAUUGUAUGGACAAUUUGAAUCAGGGCAGCACCGAACAGCUAACGGUCCAAGAAGUCUUUGUCGCAUCGUGUGCGCUGCUCACAUCAAGUGCUCUCUUUUUCCAUUUCUUUGAGUUUGUGACAACGCGUUUUCUGCUCAUACGGAAUAUAUUGCGACAUUGGUGGAUGUUUGGCAGCACAAAUGAUUUUGGUCUCCUCGAUGUUGAAGACGACUCAUUUGAUCUUUUUUGAUACAAAAAAAACCUGAGCAACUUAACCAACAAACGCGUAAAAACAUAUAACAUCAAUAACAAUUUGUAACAUCUCCAAAAUUGUCAAUAGUUUUUUGCCACAAACAGUCCUAAUAAAACUACGCUUUUCAAAUCGC
Messenger RNA from Drosophila sulfurigaster albostrigata, 1136 nucleotides. RefSeq lists its product as uncharacterized. The record is from RefSeq and is a predicted model, not a curated record. Gene Ontology annotation, biological process: protein ubiquitination. NCBI's taxonomy places the organism in Eukaryota, Metazoa, Arthropoda, Insecta, Diptera, Drosophilidae. Bases 212 to 1000 code for a protein of 262 amino acids. Gene Ontology annotation, molecular function: zinc ion binding; ubiquitin-protein transferase activity. The transcript has 3 exons.